CCUUUCCGUGAGUUUUUUCUUUGAUUCCGUCGAUUUUCGGAUGCUUCCGUCGAACAUUUGUCCGGGUUUGUCAGAUCGGUUGGUGAAUUUGAGUUUUGUUUUUCCCAGAAUGAGAGAGGAAGAAUCCAACUGGUUCGCCAGAUGGGAAGAAGAGCUUCCAUCACCGGAGGAGCUCAUGCCGUUGUCGCAGUCUCUAAUCACUCCUGAUCUCGCCCUCGCCUUCGAUAUCCGAAGCCCUAACAGCGAUUCCGGUCAAGGUCACCCGCCAUCCGCGACGCUGCAGCCUCCGCCGCCGUCGUCCCAGGCCAACUCCUCCGCCGAGUUCGCGGCCGACUCGGCGGAUCUGGGUUCCGGAGCCGCCGGAGACGAGCCAGCUCGGACGCUGAAGCGGCCGCGUCUCGUCUGGACGCCGCAGCUGCACAAGCGGUUCGUCGACGCGGUCGCGCAUCUCGGCAUAAAAAACGCUGUCCCGAAGACCAUCAUGCAGAUGAUGAGCGUCGACGGUCUGACCAGAGAGAACGUCGCGAGCCAUCUGCAGAAGUACCGUUUGUACCUCAAGAGAAUGCAGGGUCUGUCCUCCGGCGGCGGCAGCGGCGGAGCUGUGUCGGAUCCAGCGAUGGAUAAUUUGUUCGCUAGUUCUCCAGUGCCUGCCCAUUUCUUGCAUCCGACAAGGGGACCGAGUUCGGACCAUUUCAUGCCUGCUUUUGUCCCAAUGGCGAUGCUGCAGCAGCAGCAGCAGAUGGCUGCCACCGCCACAGCCACAGCCAAUCCCCACCUGCAACCUCCGCACUUCCACCACCGGCAAAUGACCCAUUUUGGUUCUCCGACGAACGGGCAGUUCGAGCAUUCGUUCCUGGCGGCUCGGCAGACGCAGCAACAAGGUCAUAGAAUGGGUGCGGCAUUGCACAGUACAGUGGCUAAUAGUUACGGAGAGGACUUGGAAUCUGCUAACGCCAAUGGAGGAAGGACGGUACUGACUCUAUUCCCACCUCGAGACGAUUGAAUCUGUGGUAAAAAAAUUUGGUCAGACAUCCUCAACAGAAGAGAGUUCUGGUUCUUGGUCCUUGUCUGAAUGGCAUAGAGCUCGCAAUGUUUAUGUCAGUUCCUGAACUGGAAAUUGGUGUCUCUGCAUAUGCGUCCAUUGGUUGUUCUGUUUCAGUAUGUAUGAUUCUAUGGUAACUGAGUUAACUCAGUGACGUCACUCCGUGAAGUCGACCAGAACAGAACAUUCUGUUAUUCGAUCACUCACUUCAUCACGUUCUUUUUGCUUC
Molecule: messenger RNA, 1271 nt
Organism: Tarenaya hassleriana
Lineage: Eukaryota; Viridiplantae; Streptophyta; Magnoliopsida; Brassicales; Cleomaceae
Product: transcription factor PCL1-like
Exons: 2
Coding region: 41-1003 (320 amino acids)
Biological process (GO): regulation of DNA-templated transcription
Cellular component (GO): nucleus
Molecular function (GO): DNA binding; DNA-binding transcription factor activity
Source: RefSeq, a predicted model, not a curated record